AUGCUAGAUCUGCACUUGAAAGAGCAAAGACAGAAAGAGUGUCGAAUGAAGAUUCAUAUAUUACAUGCUUGGGCUCAGGCUGGGAAAUUAUAUGAUACUGGAAUUAAAAAUAGUUGUCCUAUUGGACGUAAUCCUGCCAAACACUUUCAACAUGUUCCGUAUGAAAAAGGAAAAGGCCCUCUACCACGAAUUGCUUAUCUUUUGUCUGUGCAUGGGAGAGCUGUACGCCAAUUGCAACGUUUAUUUAAAACUAUAUAUCACUCUGAUCACUUUUAUAUUAUUCAUGUUGAUGCAAGAUCGGACUAUCUUCAUCGUGAGGGUGAAAUGAUGGGUGACUAUCCUAAUGUGUACAUUCCAAAAUGGCAGAUGGCUAGUAUAUGGGGUGGAGCAUCAUUAUUGCAAGUACUGUUAAGAGUUCUAGAAGAUUUGGAAUAUAGUUUAACACAUUGGAAAUGGACUUCUUUCAUUAAUCUCAGUGAAUCUGACUAUCCUUUAAAGACAAAUGAUGAACUAGUACAAUUUCUACGUGUUCAUCAACAUUCUAAUUUUGUUAAAACUCACGGAGGAGACAUCAACAAAUUCAUUCAAAAACAAGGUCUCGAUAGGACCUUUGUGGAGUGUGAGAAUCACAUGUGGCGUGUUGGUGAUCGUCCUUUACCAUCAGAUAUUACUAUUGAUGGUGGAAGUGACUGGAGCAUCAAUAGGAAUUAUAGCCGCUAUCUUGUUACUAAUCAAGACCCAUUCUUGAAGGGAUUGAAACGAUAUUAUGAGUAUUCCUUAUUACCUGCUGAGUCAUUUUUCCAUACUGUACUUCGUAAUGGGCCCCUCUGUAACACUCUAGUGCGUACUAACUUACGAAUUACCAACUGGAAUAGGAAGUUAGGUUGUCGUUGUCAGUAUAAACAUGUUGUUGAUUGGUGUGGAUGUUCACCAAAUGAUUUUUUACCCAAAGACAUAGGAAGAUUGAAAGUAAGACACUUUUUUUUUGGACGCAAAUUUGAAGCUAUAGUCAAUCAGCAAGUCAUUUAUGAAUUACACACUCACUUAUAUGGAGCAUAUGCUGACGAUGUAUUACACCUGUUGUCAAAGAAGUUAAUGUCUAUUACAAAGAUGAUCAUUUUGUUGGCUAUCUUUUCAAGUAUCCAAAUUCUGAUCAUAAAAGCUGAUUCAAUUGUCUUUGAAGCUCUUUUUAUUCCCACAUCUCAUUCUGAAGACAAGGAAUCUCAAGGCAUAGCAAAUAGAGUAACAGCUUUGGAAGUUGGCUCAGAUUGGGAUGGAUUAAAGAAAGUAUUUUUUAGAAAUUAUGGUGGUAUUUAG
This is a messenger RNA of Gigantopelta aegis, 1317 nucleotides long. RefSeq names its product xylosyltransferase 1-like. NCBI's taxonomy places the organism in Eukaryota, Metazoa, Mollusca, Gastropoda, Neomphalida, Peltospiridae. Gene Ontology annotation, molecular function: protein xylosyltransferase activity. Gene Ontology annotation, biological process: chondroitin sulfate proteoglycan biosynthetic process; heparan sulfate proteoglycan biosynthetic process. Gene Ontology annotation, cellular component: membrane. The record is from RefSeq and is a predicted model, not a curated record.